Oryzias latipes (Japanese medaka) is the source of this 4743-nucleotide messenger RNA. RefSeq names its product potassium channel, subfamily K, member 10a (gene kcnk10a). Gene Ontology annotation, cellular component: plasma membrane. The record is from RefSeq and is a predicted model, not a curated record. Lineage: Eukaryota; Metazoa; Chordata; Actinopteri; Beloniformes; Adrianichthyidae. Gene Ontology annotation, molecular function: potassium ion leak channel activity; outward rectifier potassium channel activity. Gene Ontology annotation, biological process: potassium ion transmembrane transport; stabilization of membrane potential.
AAACUAAUAAACUAAACUAGUAGAUUUGACAUGAAGUGAAUGUUUUAACUGACUUUAAGAAAUAGUACGUCCAUAAAAUGUGAAAUGACGAGGUAUUUUCCUUAAACGAAUGAUGCUUUGACAUCAGGGACUGCGUUUGUCAACUGUCUGGUGGAGCCUACAUGUUGUAUGACAAUCCCUACUAUUGUAAACUACAAUUUUAAUGUUGUUUUUUUGUGUUUAUCCAUUAUUAUUUAUUUCUGUUGUAGCUAUGUGUAUAUGUUUGUUUGAAGUUCAAUUUUUUUUAAACUGUCUGGUGGAGCCAUGAGAGUAAAUAUUGAGCCUUUUGGCUUUCCAUACAGGAGCGCAGACACGAUCAGGGAGGAUGUGUUUUCAUGAGAUGCUCAGACUCUCCACGUCUUUCGGCUGAAGUCUGACAGGAUUGACUCCAACAUCAACGACUUCAGCCAGCAUUCAUCUUUAGCAUCAAGACUGAAGAGAGGAAAGAUGAAGUUUCCGACGGAAAACCCAAGAAAACCAGGAAACAUGAAUCCUCCACCAGUGGCUGUUCAGACCAACCUGGUCCCCCCGAAGAAAGUCCAGCCUGGCAUGCUGCAGUCCAGUUUGGUCCAUGCCAGCGUGGCCACCAUGCAGAACCCUAUGGGCUGCGCUCUGCCCCGGGUCUCCUUGGCGUCUCGGCCGGCCAGCAUGGUAGCCAGCAUCGAGGUGGUGGCCGAUGGAUCUGCACCUUUCAGCUUCAUGAAGCCAAAGACCGCCUUAGCUGUGUUCGUGGUGGUGGUGGGCUAUCUGGUGGCAGGGGGCUUGGUGUUCCAGGCGCUGGAGCAGCCUUUUGAGAACAACCAGAAGAUCACCAUCACAGCAGAGAAGGCAGCUUUCCUGCAGAAACACCCAUGUGUAUCUCAGGAGGAACUGGAGGCCAUCAUCAAGCACUCUGUGGAGGCAGUCAAUGCUGGAGUGAACCCUGUUGGAGACACUUCCUACAACUCCAGCCACUGGGAUCUAGGGAGCGCCUUUUUCUUUGCUGGGACAGUCAUCACAACCAUAGGCUAUGGAAACAUUGCUCCCAGCACAGAAGGAGGGAAGAUUUUCUGCAUCCUCUAUUCAAUUUUUGGCAUUCCACUCUUUGGAUUUCUGCUGGCAGGAGUUGGUGACCAACUGGGAACUAUAUUUGUCAAAAGCAUUGCCAAGGUGGAGAAGAUGUUUCGGAAUAAUCACAACCAAAUCAGUCAGACCAAAAUCCGUGUGGCCUCAACACUCCUCUUCAUCCUGGUUGGCUGCAUCUUAUUCGUCACCAUCCCAGCCGUGAUCUUCAAGCACAUCGAGGGUUGGACGUGUCUAGAUUCUACGUACUUUGUUGUGAUAACGCUGACAACCAUUGGAAUAGGCGACUAUGUAGCUGGAGGAGACAGAAAGAUUGAGUACCGCAAGUGGUACAGACCGCUUGUAUGGUUUUGGAUCCUUGGUGGCCUGGCGUACUUUGCUGCAGUACUGAACAUGAUCAGUGACUGGCUCCGGGUGUUGUCCAAAAAGACCAAAGAAGAGGUUGGGGAGAUCAAGGCUCAUGCAGCGGAAUGGAAAGCAAACGUGCGAGCAGAGUUUCGGGAGACCCGGAGACGUAUGAGUGUGGAAGUCCAUGAGAAGCUCCAGCGAGCCGCCACCAUGAGGAGCAUGGAGAGGAGACAACUGGGCUUAGACCAGCGAGCUGUGUCAUUGGAUAUGCUUUCCCCAGAGCGACGAGCCAUUUUUAAUAGCCUGGACACCAGCAACUACAAGAACUCCUCCCAAGAGAGCAUUGACAUCAAACUGAACAACCUCCAUCUACAGGGCUCAGAGCAGAGCGUUCAACACCACAACCACCAGACCUCGUCUGAAGACAACAUCUUCAACCGCCUGGGAUCUGUCACCAGACUGGCCAAGCGAAGCAGAAACCGGGACUUGAAGAAGAACAUCCCGGAUGAGGCUCGACGGCCUCACAGCGAGGCCUAUACCUGUAGCACACGUCCCUUCGACUGCAGCACUGCCUCUGCAGACGAAGGGAAACUUAAAGGUGAAGGAGAGGAUGAGAACGAAGAGAAGCAGUGCAACACUAGCUUAUCUGAAUUCACCAUGUUUGUGGAACCCUGUAAGCCUGUGAAUGGGUUGGUCCAGGUGGAGACCCAGGAGAAGAAGGAGACAUUUGUCACUAAAGAGCUCCCCUCUCAGAUGGGCUUUGAGAGAUAGACUUUGAGCUCUUUUGAUUUUAAAUCCACCAUUUGUGCCUUUUCGUGCAUGAGCAGAGAAACAGCUGAGUUUCUGCAGAGUCAUGUCAUUAAUUGUUCCCUACAGAUUUAAAAAUAACUCAGUGAUCCAUGGUGUGGUGUGUCUGCAGGACCUGACCAGGUAUCUGUGCUUGCCUCAUAACAGAUGAUGGUUGUCAGAAACUAAGACUUGCAGACACAACUGUGAUAUAGCAAUUCUAAGGUUAAGGUGGUUCUUCUUGAGGUCUUAGAAGCACUGUAACUGCUGCUGCUAUGGUUUUACACACAUAUCUAUUGUGAUUAUUUCACUGUGUCCACUGUUCAGCCCAAAACAAUUGCUCCAAAUCUGAGGAGAUCAGACCAUUUUGGUUGCUUACUGCUUAAUUGUAAUGAUAAGUUUGGAUCUAAGCUCUUGAUUGACUUGAUUGACCAAAGAAAAGUUGAAGAAAACUUGGGGGGGGGUUACCUGAAUGGAAAAUAAACAAACUGCAUUUGCAGAUUCACCUUCAACUUUCCAUGAACAUUUUUAGAUGGUUUACGUGAAGAUUUGGAUAAAUUGAUGAUUUGGGAUUUUUUAAAAUUAUUGUUUAGUUUGGUUGGUUUUUACCAAAAAAUAAACAAAGCUUGAGGAACACCAAGCCACCAGGAACAUGCAAUUACAACAAGUGACCAUGGGGGGCAGUAUUGCCAACAACAAGUGCUAUCCAGAAAUAAAUUAAAGCACAGGGACGAAAUCAAGCUCAUCGAGUUAGGUCUGCGUCUUCUUUUAUAUUUAAGUACCUCUAUUUCAUAGUUUCACCACAUUUUCCAACAUUUUUCAGGGUUCACUCUUUUUUGUACUCGUACUUUUGGCUGCUUUUUUUUAACUCUUGAAAUUUCAUUUUGUGGGGCAGUUUUUCAGCAUCCACGGUGCAGAGAACCGCUACAAGUAAACCAGAGCAAUUCUUUUUUUGGUUUGCUUGGACACUUACUAAUAAAUAAGAAAUACAUUUUUUUUUAAAAAGGUCCAGACUCAACAGCUUAGUGUGAAAGCACCUUAUCUUUUGUAAUCAGUCACCCAUCAGGGAGUUUUGAGGUUCAAUGACCCUUACAUCAGUUUGUUUAAGUGUCCUUUUGCAACGGGUGAACUGCAGUUUGCCCAAACAGCUGCAAUCAUCAUUUUAUUUGAAAAAAUACAAUAAAAAAAAUAACAAUAAUAUGAUCAAAAGGGUCUGAACUGAAAAGAUAAAUGAUGGAAAUUUUCCAUCCCCUGAUUGCUGUUGCAUGUUUGAGCUGCACGUUAGUACCAUAGAUUAGUCUGUUCAGUUUAGGUAACGGAUAAUUCUGCCUGCUGCGAGUCACGUUGAUGAAUCAUGAUCCUAAACAUCAUUAAAAACUCACAUCGGACACUAAGUCAAUGAGAUGUUACAAUAUCAAUAAUUAAGGUUAAAAAAAAGUUACCUUUUUUGGGGGAGAAAACCUUUAUCACUCACUCAAUAACAAAGCUCAAACAAAGCAUGUCAGAUACUUCAGAAAAUUCAAAAGGAGACCAUACGUUUUUAUUCUUCAUUCUUGAUCAAAACGACCACUUUUGCAUUGCUGCAUGAAGUGAACCUCAAAUCCUUAAAACAAUUAACUCUAAAAAGUGGGAGGAACAAUAGAACACUGUUGACUGAAACGAUAAACUUUCUCUGUGUGUUUCAUUGUAAUCACUUAUCAUUUAUCAUUUUUUAUUAACAUCAAUCAUACAGACUUUUUUGAAUGUGUCGUUUUAAAAAAAGAAGAACCUGCUGUGCAUUGUCCUGAAAAAGGACAACUGAGCAAACAACUAUAAAUGCCUGCUGGACUGUGACCUCUCUGAGCUCCAUCUCAGCCUUUCUUUGCCUUAAUUUACCGGUACUCAUCAGGUUUGUCUGUGCUGCAUUUAUUCAUUCUGAGGUCAAUGGGGAUCAUUAAAACGGUUCACUCUCUAUGAAAUCUUAAAUCAAAGACAGCUGUAAUAAUGGUAUUAUUAAAAAAUAAUAGGGUAGUGAGAUUAAGUUGAAUCAAAUAUGUUAAAAUCAACAUCAGAAAACAUUAAAAAGCUUUAAAAAAGCUUACAUUGUUGAUUUGGGCUUCGUAUAUUUUCCAACUUACUUAAAGUAUCACAAAUCUGUAAAAAAAAUUGUUAUUCGUUAGAUGGGAUAUGCUAACGUCUGUGAUAAUCUGCAGUACUGCAUUUUUUUGCACUUACUCUGCGCUACACCUGGAAGUUUAUACAACAUGUGUGACGCCUCUAAAAAAAUAUGAUGUAUUUCCUAGGCGUUUUAGUUCAAAACACUGAAAUCUUGAACAUUAAACAGGAAUAAAACGACAUGGUGUCAUGUUAAAAUGCCACCAUGUUUGUGGGUUUUGUGUUUCUUCCACGGCUCCACAUGGCGUGUAAUUUUGUUGCUCACGCAGCAUGUGCUCUGUACCUGAAUGUUUACUAUGUUUACUGUAUAUGUUGUACAACAUUACAUUAAAUGUGAUGACUUUCAGAAUGAAA